CUAUAUAACUCUGUGCUGUUGAUGAGGUGUGGUGCUAUUUGUCCUUUCUGUUGACAGCAUGCAAGACGACAGUUUAGAAUCUUCUACUUCAAUAUCUCAACUUCUGAGAGAGAGUUAUUUAGCUGACACUAAACAUCAAGGGAACAGUGAAAGAAGUAGAUCAGAACCAUCUCCACACACUUUCCAUUAUGGCAAUACUUCUGGGAAUUCAGAUGAGGUAACUGGCCAAGAUGACCUUCCAGAUCUCUCUGCUUUUCUGAGCCAAGAAGAGUUAGAUGAAAGUGUAAAUCUGGCAAGACAAGCAAUUGAUCAGAAUCCACCUGAAAGUAAGCAGGAUGAACAACUGGCAUAUUAUCCCUCUGAUCAGCUGAAAAACUCUGUGAGAAAAGUUUCAAAUAAACAAGUGGCCCAGUCUACAGCUUUGCCAACUUCAGACAAUGCUCUUCACUCAAACUUCUGUCAUGAUCAUGUCAGUGGUUCCAAGAGGAGCUCUCAGGAUCUAAAGAAACAACAGCUUCCUUCUGAAGCCGAAUCAAAGAAAGAAUUCCUAAAUAAGGCAGCAGAUUUUAUUGAAGAGCUUUCCUCACUUUUCAAAGCACAUAAUUCAGAAAGAAUAAGACCUAGAACAUGCAAAAACUACAGGAGCAAACUUGAUUCUAAAAACAGGGAUGCUCAAAAAGGUAGUUCUAGUUUCCCAACUCUAUCAGAAAACAGAGAGAGACUUUCUAUUCCAACACCUGAAGACUCUGAUAACAACUCAGAACAUGCACUUGAAAAAACAGGUGAUCAACAAGAGGCAAACUCUGCAGCUAUGAAUCAACUGGCAAGCACAGAGUCAGCACCUACAUCUUUCUAUUCUGAUGAGCCUAUUGGACAACCACCACGCUUUACUCAGAAACUGAAGAGCAGGGAAGUUCCUGAAGGAACCAAAGUGCAAUUGGACUGCAUUGUGGUAGGAAUUCCAGCACCUGAAGUCAGGUGGUACUGUGAAGGAAAGGAGCUUGAAAACUCACCAGACAUUCAGAUUAUUCAGUCAGGGGAUCAGCACUCAUUGGUUAUUGUUGACGCUUUUGAAGAAGACACAGGACGUUAUUCCUGCUUUGCUUCAAACAUCUAUGGGACAGACUCAACUUCUGCAGAGAUUUACAUAGAAGGUGCCUCUUCAUCUGAAUCUGAAGGUGAAAUUAGCAAAGAGGAAAUGGAUCAGGUCCAGAAACCAGCUGAUGUGUCUUCGAAUGUGCCAUCUCCUGUUACGAAUGCUACCACUACCCAUCAAGAGCCACCUAAAGUGCCAUCUCCAGUGGUUUGGCCUGUGUCAAUACCUGUUCAGCAGGUUCAAAGCCCCACUAACUAUUUGCAAGGAUUGGAUGGAAGACCCAUAAUAGCUGCUCCUGUGUUCACAAAGAUGCUGCAAGACAUUUCAGCUUCUGAGGGUCAACUGGUUGUUUUUGAAUGCCGUGUAAAAGGAGCUCCUUCUCCAAAGGUUGAAUGGUACAGAGAAGGGACGCUGAUAGAAGAUUCUCCUGAUUUUAGAAUCUUACAGAAAAAACCUCGCUCUAUGGCCGAACCAGAGGAGAUUUGUACUUUGGUAAUUGCUGAGGUGUUUUCAGAAGAUUCUGGGAGUUUCACAUGUACUGCAAGCAAUAAAUAUGGCACAGUCUCUAGCAUUGCUCAUCUAACAGUUAAAGGGCCUGAAGACAACAGUAAUACUGCUACCCUUCAUACAAUGAGCUCAAUCAAUUUAAUUGCAACUGAACAACAACCUUCCCUACACAACCCUUCACUCCCUGUGGUGGACCAGCCCCCAAAGCCUAAACUGGAAGGGGUUCUUGUCAACCACAAUGAACCCAGGUCAAGUUCCAAGAUAGGCCUCCGGGUACACUUUAAACUUCCUGAAGAUGAUAAAGGAAGUGAAACAUCAUCUGAGGAUGGAGUUGGGUCUACAAACCAAAUCAGACCUGGCUACUUCCAAGACAGGACUAAUGGUCAGGCAGUGAAGAUACCAGAACCCACCUCACCUUCCAAAGAGCCUCCUCCAGUAUUGGCCAAACCUAAACUAGAUGCCACCCAGUUACAACAGCUCCAUAACCAGGUCUUGCUGGAACAGCAGCAGUUACAUCAUUCAUCUUUUACAUCUCCAAGGGAGUUGCCAUUCAACACAGGAACAUUGAACUCUGCUGCUUCAGUCAACCAGAAGCCUUCAUCAACAUUGUACAAGCAGGCCAAAGUUUCUCCUUCACAGACGUUCAGUUAUACCCGACCUAAACAGUUCCUUGCAUCCCAGAACACCACACCACCUAUCAACUCCCCUGCCAGCUCCCCAGUGCCUGCAUUCAGCAAUGUGUCUCAAGGAAUCCAAAGAGCAAAUGACAAAGAGAAUCUCGUGGGACCUCCUCAGCCAGUCCAAUCAAGGUCUCCAGGAGGGUUUACAAAUAAAACUGAAUCAUCUCCAGUAAGCCCCAAAGAAUCAGUGUCGCCUGCAUUAUUGCUCUCUAUAUCCAACAUGAACCAAUUUCAGCCCCCUAGUGUAAUUCCAAAUCCUCUCUCUCCAACCAGCCAUAUUCAGAACCCCGUUGCCUUUCUCAGCUCAGUCCUGCCUUCUCUUCCAUCGACACCACCAACCAAUGCUAUGGGUCUGCCUAGGAGCGCACCAGCUGUAUCGACUCAGGGACUAUCCAAGAAAAAUCUAAAACCUCUGCAGUUAGCAACAGAUGAUUAUAUCAGAGACAAUAAAGCAACACUUGUUAAAGAUCUGGAGAGAACGCUGCAUUUCAAAGAGGACUUUAAUCAACAUAGUAUUCAGCAGAGAACAUCAUAUGAUGAAAAACUGGCCCGCAGUCUUCAGGGACCAAGCAGUGAUUCCCCAAUCUUCACCUAUACAGCUGAGGAUGUAUCUAAGGAGUACAAGAUUUCAAACUUUGAGCAGAGACUGAUGAAUGAAAUAGAGUUUCGUCUUGAACGCACCCCAGUGGAUGAAUCAGAUGAUGAAAUCCAACAUGAUGAAAUCCCUACAGGCAAGUGCAUAGCACCAAUCUUUGACAAGAGGCUCAAGCAUUUCCGGGUCAUGGAAGGAUCUCCUGUUACAUUCACCUGCAAAAUUGUUGGAAUACCAGUGCCCAAGGUAUAUUGGUUCAAGGAUGGAAAGCAGAUUUCAAAGAAGAAUAACCAUUUCAAGAUGAAGAGAGAAGGAGAUGGAACAUGUUCUUUACAUAUUGAAGAUACUACAAAUGAUGACGAUGGAAACUAUACAAUUAUGGCUGCCAAUCCACAGGGGAGAAUCAGUUGCUCUGGCCACUUGAUGGUUCAAACUAUUCCUGUACGUGGACGAUUAUCAACAACUAUUCAGUCUCACAGGACUAGGUCCCGAGUGCCAGAAGGAGAUAAAGAACCGAUGCAAGAACGCUUUUUCCGGCCCUAUUUUCUACAAGCACCUGGAGACAUGGUAGCUCAUGAAGGGCGACUUUGUAGACUGGACUGUAAGGUGAGUGGGUUACCAACUCCAGACCUGAUGUGGCUCCUGAAUGGCAAACCUGUGUUACCAGAUGGCACCCACAAGAUGCUGGUCAGAGAAAAUGGAAUUCACUCUUUGCUUAUUGAUCCCCUUACACAAAAGGACGCAGGAACUUACACGUGCAUUGCAACCAACAGAACAGGACAAAACUCAUUUAGCUUGGACCUUACUGUUGUAGCAAAGGAAGUCAAAAAAGCCCCAGUAUUCUUGGAGAAGCUUCAGAAUUGUGGGGUCCCUGAAGGGCACCCAGUCAGAUUAGAAGGCAGAGUGAUUGGAAUGCCACCACCAGUGUUUUACUGGAAGAAGGAUAAUGAAACCAUCCCAGCACACAGAGAAAGGAUGAGCAUGCAUCAAGAUACAACAGGAUAUGUUUGCCUUUUGAUUCAGCCUGCCAGAAAAGCAGAUGCUGGUUGGUAUACUUUGUCCGCUAAAAAUGAAGCUGGUAUUAUGUCAUGCACUGCUAGACUUGACAUAUAUGCACAAUGGCACCAACAGAUCCCACAGCCAAUAAAGUAUCGACCAGGAGGCAACCGGUAUGCAAACCUCGCUGGACAAGGACUUGACGUUUUUUCUGCCUUCCCAGCUGUUGAAAGCUCAAUGCUGUUUUCAUCCCCAUCCCAGAAUGUGGUGGAAAGUGAAGAACUUUAAAAAUCUAUGGUUCCAAUUAUGCCUGCAGAAAUACGAGAACUGUGAAAAAACAUAUAGGAUGGUACAAGCCAACAUCUCCAGGGUUUACAAGCAACUUGUUUUUAGUGAGUGUACUGCUGCUGGAACUGCUGCAAGUAACAUACUGUAGAAGAUGUUUGCAUAAUAUUUUACUACAGGAUGACUGUGGUAUGGUGUGUAGUGCAGUAAGUUUGGUACUAUGCCUUUUUCUAAGAAUUAUAAAGCACAGGGACAGUUUUCAGCACUUAAAAGCCUAUACCACAUUUUACUGCUUCAGUUAAAGUUACUGUACCUCUAACAAGCAAUGAUAAGGAUUUAUGGUAUUUAACUGGAUAUAGCCAAUGAAAGCAAUGGCAUGAUGAUAGUUCUGAAAAAGGUGAACAACAUGACUUUGAAUGUAAAGUGUGUCUGAUAGUCACAAAGCACAAGUAAAAGGAAAGAAGAAAAGCUGUAACAUCAUUUUUAUGUACUAGUAUACCAAAUGAUACUGAUUUGGUGAUCAAGAUUAGAUAAGUAUAGCAUUUCAUGUAGAUAAAGCUACCUACAAUGCAUAUUUAUAUUUGUGUGUACAUGUACUCUGUGACUUGUGUACUUACGAUAUAUUGAACUAUUCAGUAAGAUACCGGGUAUGUGCUUAGGACACUAACAUAUGAAACUCAGCAUCCUGAACUGCAUUAAGCACAUUCUGUAGACAUCACAGAUGAAAACUACUGUAUAUUUCCACACACAUUUCAUAUUUGUUCCUUUUCCAUUCUAGCGAUUUCCUGCUUUUAAAACACACACUGUGAAGAUCUUAUAACUUUACCAUUUUUAAUACAAUAGGGUUUUUUUCCAUCUAAGUUUUUGACAUACCCAGAAGAAAAAACAAAAAAAACCCACACCUUCCACACAGCUCAUUUGCAGACCUGAUGAAAAAGGAAUUGUGGCCUGGUAUAAUUAAAAGGUCUUUCAGGUUCAUUUUAGAAACCUUAGUGUCAGGUAAGGUUAAAAUAGGAAACGUCUCCUCAGUAACAUGCAAACAAGAUGCUAUUUAAGAAAGGGAGUGAUUGUAUAAAACGCUGGAGUAUUGUACCCUGAAAAAUAGUAGGCAAAAAGUGCAAUGAGUUAGAGACUCUUUCUUACAGCCUCAUAGUGAACUUAUUAGCUGAACAGUUUCAAGAUAUUUCUGAUAUAUAUUUCAUUAACACCUCCACUCAAGCUUUAGAGCUUUUGAAUGUAUAUGAUGGUUUCCCGCAUGUUUAAAUCCUUGCUGAGCUCUCUUUCUUGGACCUUGUUUUGAAACAGUCCUGUUCUGCUUUACAGAUGGUCAGAGAUUACCACAAAGUCCUAACUAGAUUUAUACAGGAAUAAAAUAUUACACUCACAGAUAAUGUAAUUUUAGAUUUGAUUUCAAGU
Gavialis gangeticus (Gharial) is the source of this 5572-nucleotide messenger RNA. RefSeq names its product myopalladin (gene MYPN). The record is from RefSeq and is a predicted model, not a curated record. NCBI's taxonomy places the organism in Eukaryota, Metazoa, Chordata, Crocodylia, Gavialidae. The coding region runs from base 59 to 4159 and encodes 1366 amino acids. The transcript has 20 exons.